Molecule: messenger RNA, 3010 nt
Organism: Onychostoma macrolepis
Lineage: Eukaryota; Metazoa; Chordata; Actinopteri; Cypriniformes; Cyprinidae
Gene: cxcr3.2
Product: chemokine (C-X-C motif) receptor 3, tandem duplicate 2
Exons: 3
Coding region: 1076-2209 (377 amino acids)
Biological process (GO): immune response; G protein-coupled receptor signaling pathway
Cellular component (GO): membrane
Molecular function (GO): G protein-coupled receptor activity
Source: RefSeq, a predicted model, not a curated record
UAUUCAUGCUCAACCUAGAAAGUCGUACAGGUGAAAAAAUAAUUGUACUGUGACAAUGGCCUCAUCAAAAUCCAUAUUCAACACUUUGAAUGUGAUUUCAGGGUGUGAAAAACCCGCUUUUGUUGCUGAGGAUUUUUAGCACGUUAUAAAGCAAAUUAACCAGAAUGCUUUAGAAAAAAAAAAAGGCUGUCAUAUUUUAUAGGCCCAAAGCAGUAUGUACGUCACAGUAACUUUUUUUUUUUUUUUAAGUUAUAUUUUUGGCCUUAUAUUGCAUAUAGAAACAGGAUAGAUGAGACAUGAAAAAACAAGGAGGAGAGUGAGAGAGAACAGGACAUUGAACUGGGACUCAAAGUGACAGCUGCAUUAAAUGUUGCCACAAGACUACGGCUCCAAUGGUUUGAUGUAAAUUAAAAUCUUCUGAAACCAGAUUAUUGUUGUUGCUUUAAAACAAAAUCAAAAAUACAGCAAAUAUAAAUAAGUUAACCAAAUUACACCCAAGUGCUAGACUAGACUUAUGUGUCAACCUUUUGUUGAGAUAACCCUCACAAAUAUAAUGGUCUUACUUGCAUAUUAGUUUGGUCAGAAAUCAUCUACAUAAAUGUAAAUAGUCUAAACAAUAGAUCAUCAUGUAUCACUAAUUUGUUUAGAACAGACUGAGGUUAUCGGCUUCCUGUCAAUCAACAGGAAAGAUGAAUCAGAAUAUCAUUAGAUUUAAAAUUCGAUAAAAUAGACUUGAGCAGUAAAAGAGAAGAUAUUUUGAUCAAAAAUGCUUCUCUUUAGUUUUACAAGCACCUUUUAGAAAACACUUCAUUGUUGAAAAUAUUUUCAGUAAGAAUAAAUUUUGGGGAGAGACCAAAAAGGGAAGAGAGAAAAAAAAGUCAGGAAGCACUAAGAUAAAUGUGUUUCCUGAACAAAGUCAGUUAUAAUCAGACCAUCGUCUGAUCUCGGCCAGUCAACCCCUGCUCAGACAGCACAGAGAACAGAAAGGAGAGACAUAUAGACAAGACGACGUGAGAGACGAGUGCAUCUCGUGCCCACUGUUUUAUUUGUAUGUCUCACUUCUCUGAAGCUCAUCAUGAAGCACACCACAACAGUCUCAGAGUACACAGAUUAUGACUACCUAAACACUUCUGACUAUGAUGGACAUGAGGAUGACACUGAUGCUGCCCCCUGCAGUCUGAUGGAAACAUGGGACAUUCUUGGUCGCUUUGCCCCCGUGGCUUACAUCCUAGUCUUUAUCUUGGCAUUAGUGGGUAACAUCCUGGUUCUGUGCGUGAUCCGCCGCUAUCGGCAGUCUCGACACAGCCCCUGCUCCUUCUCACUGACAGACACCUUCCUGCUCCAUUUGGCCAUCUCUGACCUCCUACUGGCUAUAACUUUGCCAUUUUUUGCCGUCGAGUGGAUCAACGAGUGGGUCUUCGGCGUAUUCAUGUGUAAAAUAGCUGGAGCGUUGUUCUCGCUGAACGUCUAUUGUGGGGUGCUUUUCCUGGCCUGCAUCAGCUUUGACCGAUACCUGGCUAUCGUACAUGCCAUCAAUAUCAGCUGGAGACGCAAGACCUGCCACGCUCAGCUGGCCUGUGCCAUCAUCUGGGGCGUCUGCCUGGGAUUGGCGAUGGUGGACGUGUACUACCGCAAUGUGGUGAACGUAUACGGCAUAAAUCGGUUGAUGUGCCAUAUAGAUUUUUCUCAAGAGAACAGUCAGCAAUGGCAGAUCGGCAUGCAGAUGGUUAGCAUGAUUCUUGGAUUCAUACUUCCCCUACUGGUCAUGCUGUACUGCUACCUUCGCAUAUUCAAAGCACUCUGCCACGCCACGCGUAGGCAGAGACGGCGCUCGCUGAGGCUCAUCAUCUCAUUGGUCAUUGUGUUUGUAGUCAGUUGGGCGCCUUACAAUGCCUUGCGGAUGACCGACAGCUUGCAGAUGCUUGGGGUCAUUGUCAAAACCUGCGCGCUCAACAAGGUGCUAGAUGUGGGCACUUUUGUGACAGAAAGCCUGGGGUUGGCGCAUUGCGCAUUAAAUCCACUACUCUACGGCCUUGUGGGGGUAAAGUUCCGUCGUGAGCUCGCCCAGAUGUGCAAGGCUGCUUUAGGACCCCAGGGGUGCCUCGGAUUAGCAGGAUGGGCAAACGGUCGGGGAUCGUCCCGCAGGCCUACUGGAUCAUUCAGCUCGGUGGAGAGUGAUAAUACCUCGUACUUCUCUGUCAUGGCCUGAAAAGAGUGCAAAUGACAUGAACAAGAGUGCAAGAACAGAAGUGAGCGUUGUAAUUUUCUGGAAUUGGGAAGAAACCACAAUUUCAGCUUGUGUUGUCUGAGAGAUAUUAAAACUUUUUCAUGUUCUCUUUUUUUGAAGCAAGGCAUUUUCUAAUUUUCUAACAUCUUUUCUGUUCAAAGGAGACUUUGUCAUCAAUUUUCUGUUGUUAUUAUUAAAGAUCUACCUUCAUGUUUAUAAAUAUGAAUGAGAAUAUCCAAAAAUUUGGAAAUUUUUAGACAAAAUUGAGAAUAUGCAAUUUCUUUCAGAUUUUGCUGCAUUUUAGCUAUAGGCUGUAUAUAGCUAUAUAUUCAUAUUUUUAUAUCUUUUAUAUUCUCCAAACCUUACAUGCUGACAAAAAAAAAAAAAAAGAUUUCAGAAAAAUGCUGUAGAAUGUUUUUUGUGGCAGCUGUAAUCGUGACAACGAGUUGUCUGCGUCUGGUGUCACAAACAGGAACUGAAAACAGACUCCAGAUCCACUUCCUUUACUUUUCUUUAUAUAUAUAUAUAUAUAAAUACUCUUCAUAAAUAACGCUGUAACAUCAAAUUGAGUUUUGUUUAUCAUUUUAUUAAUCUGUUGUUUGAUAUUGUAAGUAGAUGCCAUAAUAUAAUGGAUAACACAUCACAGACAGUAUAUAAUAGAUAUGAACAUGACAGGAUGCUUUCUUCUAUGUAAUUUUUGUAAGACAUUUCUACUGUUAUUUUUGUGAGUUCUGUGUUGCCACCUCUGAUAAAGUGUAGAAUCCAUUAAAUUUGCAGUAUAGA